ACUCAGGGACUUCCCGCACAAACAAGCGGGUGCGGGCGGGACGGGACAGAUGGGAGGACGGGCGCGUGAUUGCGGGGCUGUGCCGUGGGGGGAGCCGACAUCUCAGCCCAGGGCCUGAGCACGCAGCUGGGAUCAGCUUGGACCCAGCCCGCCCUUGGCCGGCGGCCCUGCAGCCCCGCGAGGGCCGGGCCCCUCCCAGCCCGACCCGCCCGGGAGAGCUCGCUGGGUCCGGGCUCCCGGGGAGCACGGCGCUGUUUCGUAGGGACCCAGGCAGCGCAGGACGGGGACAUGGAGAUGGUGCAGGUGGGCACCCAGUGCCCGAGUGGCACCAACUCCCCUGAGGCCCCAGCCCCCAGCAGCAGCAGGACCAGACGGCACAAGAUCCAUUCCUGCCUCCGUUCAAAAGCAGUUUGGAUGUGCGCUGGCUGCAUCGUAGGGCUGGGGAUCCUGGUGCCAUGUCUGGUAGCGGGGCUGCAUGAGACACGAGAGACACCGCAGCUGAAGAGCACCGUGGUGCCUUCCUCCAGUGCCCGCUCCCACUCCUACCGGCAUUUCUACAUGGGGGCAUCAGACCCUGGCCCAGACGUGCCCGACUUCACUGCAAUGAGCUAUGUGGAUGACCAGCAAAUUCUCCACUACGACAGCGAGAGGCAGAGAGAGGAGCCAUGCGGGGGCUGGGUGCAGGGGGCCGUCGACCCAGACUUCUGGGACACAGAAACCAGGAGCUUGCAGCAGUGGCAGAAGAGAUUUAAACAGAACCUGGUCACCCUGCAGCAUCGGUACAACCAGAGCAGGGGGUCUCACACUCUCCAGUUCAUGUACGGCUGUGAGGUUGGUGAAGACGGCAGCACUGGAGGCUUCAUGCAGGUUGGCUACGACGGGGGAGGCUUCAUCAGCUAUGACCUGGGAACGUGCACCUGGGUAGCAGGAACAACACAGGCCCGGGUCACCCAGCGCAGGUGGAAUGAGGAUAAAAUCCUUCUUCGGCUUACAAGAUCCUACCUGGAGGAGACCUGCAUUGGGUGGCUACGGCAGUACCUGCAGCACGGGGAGGCAGCGCUGCAGAGCAAGCACCCCGUGGCAGAGGUGAGCCACAGGCCCUUGUCCUGGGACGGACGCACCGCCCUGUCCUGCCGGGUGCACGGCUUCUAUCCCAGGGACGUGGCUGUCGUCUGGCUGGAGAACGGGGAGGCGCAGCCCCAGGAGACGAGAUCUUCAUGGGUCCUUCCCAGCGGAGACGGGACCUACCAGACCUGGGCCACCAUUGAGAUCGACCUGAGCAGCAAACACGACUACACCUGCCGCGUGGAGCACGUGAGCCUGGGUGCAGCCCUGACAGUGUCCUGGGACAAAGGCAGGAGCAAGCCCAACCCGAUGCUGAUUGUGGGCACUGUGAUCGGUGUCGUCGUGCUGGUCAUUGCCGGGGUGGGCGCAGCUGUUCACUGGCUCAGACGUACCCUUCACUGAGGAGGAUUGAUGUUGCUGCUGCUACGUGGAAAAAGGAAACCCCCAAGGAGCAGCGGAGCUGACACCACAUGCUGCUCUUGCCGGGAACAUCGUCCCUGCUCCCAGCCGCGCAGGCGUGAAGGCUGCCACCUUGGAGACGUUUCUGGACAUCUUGCAUCGCGGUGCAGCUGCUGCUACGCAGUGGUGACCGGGGCGCCAUCCCGGGUGGGAGGGGAGGGCACUGGCUGGCGUGACGAUGCCGCAGGGCAUCUCUUUCCAGCCAGGGCAGUGUUAUAAUUGAUGAGCCCUGCUUGCUUCCUUGGAUGUCUCCCCUCCAGCUGCCCCCUGCCAGGGGCCUGACCGCAGCGAUGGUAUGAAGUGCACACAGAUUUUGUCAUGAUGUGAUAGUCCUUAUAACUUAUUGUCCCGUUUUUACAUUGUGCUUUUAGCACAAACACAUCUUUUUGCAUCAAUUACACUUCAAUUAAGGUUUGGGAUGGUUUUAAAAUGGUAUUUUUUUAAUAUGUAGCCUGAGUGUACACGGUUUGUACUUUCCUCUCCAAUUGAGGGAAUUAUUGGCGGGGCAGCGCACUGCGGAGGGACACAGCAGCCCAGCGGCCACCUCUGUCCCCUAUAGAGUCAGGUCCAGUCAAUCAGUUACUUACCUAUGUACAGAUUUAUUAUCACAACAAAACCAUUAAAGGGGUAAGGACAUAGAUUAUAUAUACAUGUACACGUUUACCAUACAAUAAACCCUAUUUAUAUAUAUA
Messenger RNA from Alligator mississippiensis (American alligator), 2216 nucleotides. RefSeq names its product major histocompatibility complex class I-related gene protein-like. The coding region runs from base 289 to 1467 and encodes 392 amino acids. The transcript is spliced from 9 exons. Gene Ontology annotation, biological process: immune response. Gene Ontology annotation, cellular component: external side of plasma membrane. NCBI's taxonomy places the organism in Eukaryota, Metazoa, Chordata, Crocodylia, Alligatoridae. The record is from RefSeq and is a predicted model, not a curated record.